AUGCCUGGCAUUGGCCUUACCCAUGCCUGGCAUUGGCCUGACCCAUGCCGCGGGGACAUUUUCCACCAUUUGGGCGCCGACCCGCCAUCACACCUCAUGACUGCCCCCAGGGCAUGCCAUUGCACCCCAUGCUUUGGGGAGCCCUUCACAUUGGGCCUGGAGUGGUCCCCCAUGUUAAUUCCUACCUACCACCCCCCGUUCCUCCCCCAUGUGACCCCACGCACACAGCAUGGCAUGGCAUGGCAUGCAUCCCAUGCCGCUGGGGGACGGUCCACCAGUGCAGGUGGACCUGGAUGUCACUUUCACCUCACCCUUUUAAACCCUCUCGCUUCUCGCUUCCGCGCUCCCUCCACUCACCUCCCCACAGGGCAUGGCAUCGCACCCGUGCCCCUGGGAGGCAUUCCAGCAGCGCAGCAUGCGGAUAUGAUGGGCAGGGCGUCGGACGCGUGUCCAUGGGAGACGCUACAGCAGCGCGGGCUGGAGGCCGACAUGGUGGUGGACAUCGAUGGGGUCACAUGGCCGCUGCACCGCCACGUGCUCCUCCCGCACUGCCCCCUCAUCCACUCCCUCCUCCCCGCCGCCACCGCUGCUGCCAGCGCCAGCGCGUGUGAGGGGGAGCAGGGCGUGAUGCCGCUGGCGCUGGCCACGGGGCUGCCCAUCGUGGCGCUCACCGGCUUCCCCGGGGGUCCGCGCUCCUUCUCCAUCAUCGCCCGCUGGUGCUACGGCUCGCGCCCCAACCUCUCGCCCAGCCAGGCCGCUGCUGUGCUCUUCGCUGCUCGCUUCCUCGGCAUGGAGGACCGCGGCAGCGAGGCGCUGAUACCGGUGGCGGUGCGCGCGGUGAAGGGCGGGCUGGCGGAGGGGUGGCAGGCGUGCUUUGACAUCCUGGAACGCUGCUACCACGACCGCGUGCUGGACGCGCUGGUCGUCGAGUUCAGCCUCAACCGCCACUUCGUUGACUCCGCUGCCAGCGCAAUUCUGAAGCUGGAGUCGAAGCUGGUGGGGGACGGGCGGUGGGGCAAUGAUGACUGGGCGACGGUGAAUCGUCUCUUAGAGGGCAUGAGCAAGCUGCCCCCAGACAUCAGCCGCCGCGUGGUGCAGCAGCUCUGGGACCUGCGCCACUCCCACUGGGCCACCGUGUGCCCUGCACCCUGCUGUGAGGCGGGGGAGGAGCACGCGGGCAUCAAGGCGAUGGCGACGGUGGGGAGCUUCCUGCUGGGCAUCACUCUGUUGAGUAAGAUGGAGUGGCGCAGGCAGCACGACGACGAGGAGGAGAAGACGAGGAAGAAAGGCGGGCAGGGGUCAGCAGGUAGCAGCAGCAGCCCGAGCCACGCAGGCAACUCUCCAUGGGCCCAGGCACCGAGCAGCAGUGUGAGGAGCAGGGCACAGCCACCAUACGACAACAUCCUCUGGAUGCUGCGCGUGCUCAAGCUCUUCAUCUCGCCGCCCUUCGAUCGCCCCAUCCUGCUCGUGCUCAGCAACAACACGCCCCUCCUUGAAACCCACCACCUGCACUUCCUCGACCUCUCCUCCUGCCUCGCCCUCCUCACGCUCGUCUCCGCCGCCCCGCGCCAAGACUCCCACCUGGUGGCCACUGCUGAUCUCCUCGACGUCUACCUCGCAACGCAAGGCACCAAGCGCAACCCGCCGCUGAGCCCCGAGGAUUUCCGUGCGCUUGUGACGCGCCUGCCGCCCGAGGCGCGGCCGACGCACGACGGGUUGUUUGAGGCGGUGUGUGCGUUCGCCGAGGCGGACCCGCGGCCCGCCACGUGGAACCUUCUGGCCCUCGUGGACUGCGGGCGCCUCACCCCGCGCUGCCUGCGCCUCGCUGCGUCGGCCGCGGCGUCCAUGGAGUUUGGGCAGUCCGCUGUGGCGGGCUUCUGGCUGUUCCUCGUCUCGCUCUUGCGCGCUCUCAUGUAUGAAGGGUAG
Messenger RNA from Closterium sp. NIES-65, 1926 nucleotides. NCBI's taxonomy places the organism in Eukaryota, Viridiplantae, Streptophyta, Zygnematophyceae, Desmidiales, Closteriaceae. The record is from the annotation of a GenBank genome assembly.